Acanthamoeba castellanii str. Neff is the source of this 801-nucleotide messenger RNA. RefSeq lists its product as uncharacterized. The annotation marks the transcript as partial. NCBI's taxonomy places the organism in Eukaryota, Discosea, Longamoebia, Acanthamoebidae. The transcript has a single exon. The record is from RefSeq and is a predicted model, not a curated record.
CACGGACAUAACAAGCACAUGGGAACGACAUCGUACACAGCUCGCGGCAGGAAGCGUUCGAGAGAAAGGACGGACCACAUUACCCACUCGUCGUACGCUCGGCAAGCCCAUCACAACCACCACCAGGGAGCCAACCGUGACAAACGGAGCCGACGGGAGGACAAGCCAGGGCAAGAACUACCACCACGAGCCGAGCGCGAACCCCACGAUCGCAUCCCUGAUGAAGCACGCGACGUCCCGGAAGCCGGACACCCGCAGCGGGACGAGAAGAAGCGGCGUGUUGAGGACGAGGACCGGACGUGGCUCGACCAGGAGCAGCAGGAGUGGGCGAGAAUACGCACCCUGACCGACAAGCACCUGUCCAACGGCGAGCAACCGCCCCAGACUUGCAACAAAGAGAAGCGGACGACGGACGAACGGCUCAACCUGGCGUGGCACAGGCUGCCGACGCCGUUCAUCUUCAAGCUCGCCGAAGUGCCCUACACGACUCUGGCGUCAGCAAGCGGCGCCAAUAUGACUGCUCUUGUGGAGAAGAACCUCCAGAGGAAGAGGAUACAACUGCAGCGCACCGUUGAGCGCCAAGGCGACGACGGAUCAUCGACAGAAGCAAAGUCGGGAAGCAGCCAGGUGGACCAGCUGAAAGUAGUUAAUGCACUACUCAACUGGUGCCACAGUGACCUGUUCCCAUUUCUCACCAAGGUGGACCUUAUGACCCACACUGCCGAUUCUAUGGGCCGGGCGUCGUACUUGUAUCAGCACCUCCUCCUUCCCCUCUACAGCCGCAUCGCCGCGCCCCAAUAA